AUGGCUAUCGGCUGGGCGCCUUCAACUUCUGCGCAGGCAAUUUCACAAUAUGACGCUUCACCGUCAGUAUCAGAUAGCCAGUCUAGUUGGGAUGCUCUGGGGGGUCUGUAUGCACUUCUGGCGCAGCACGACGCCUUAGGAGGUCAUGCGCUUGCGCGUAAAUCCGUGCGGUCACCGUCUCGCCGUCUGCGCUUCGGCCGUCGUUCAGACCCUGAUAUGCCACCUCAAGCACCUUUAGAUGAAUUGGAUGAACUUCUGUCUCUGCGCGAUGUUCGCACUCCCGUCCGCCUCCGUUUCGGUCGCAGAUCAGAUGAACGAGCUGUUCCACACAUUUUCCCUCAAGAGGACCAAGAGCGUGCAGUGCGGGCGCCCUCUAUGCGACUUCGCUUCGGUCGACGAUCCGAUAACAACAUGUUCUUACUUCCGUUUGAGUCAGCCAUACCCAAAGAAGUGAAAGCGAGUAGCUCAGUUGAAGACGAAAGGCAACAAAACUAA
This is a messenger RNA of Leptosia nina, 495 nucleotides long. The record is from the annotation of a GenBank genome assembly. Lineage: Eukaryota; Metazoa; Arthropoda; Insecta; Lepidoptera; Pieridae.